Rhipicephalus microplus (southern cattle tick) is the source of this 822-nucleotide messenger RNA. Its product is annotated as venom metalloproteinase antarease TserMP_A-like. Gene Ontology annotation, biological process: membrane protein ectodomain proteolysis. NCBI's taxonomy places the organism in Eukaryota, Metazoa, Arthropoda, Arachnida, Ixodida, Ixodidae. The record is from RefSeq and is a predicted model, not a curated record. Gene Ontology annotation, molecular function: metalloendopeptidase activity.
AUUGUCAGUCAUAAUUUGCGAGUUAAGCCUCUCCUCGAAGGCGAACGAUCGCAGCAAGGUCAGAUACUCCACUCCUUAUUUGAAGUACCAGUCACAGAAGAGUUCAGAGAAAUGGAAGUGGAGAUUCCGCGUCUGCGCGAGCGGAGCAACCACAACACAAGCAGUAGCGACUGGGCCAACGCUCCGCAAUCACGAUCUGGCGGGCUUCAAAGGUUUCCUGUUGAGGUUCACAUCGUCUCGGACAAGGCGCACCAGCAACACUUCAAGGACAACACGAAACUAAUUUCGUACUUGGCAGUGAUGAUGAACGCGGCUAACUUGAGAUACUUGGACACGACCAACCCGAAAAUCGAGUUCCUUCUCGUCGGUGUAACACGUGUCACAGACUAUCAGUUCGCGCGAAUUGAUGGCCGUUAUAUUGAUGCUGGAGAAAUGAUAGAUGGACUAAAGCUUUACAAAAGUCAAGGAAGGAUACAUGGGCACCAUGAUGUGGUGUACCUCAUCAGUGGGUAUGACAUUUCAAAAUGGCUCGCCAAAGGAAAAAGAUACAAUGGCAUUCGUGGGCGUGCAAAAGUGGGCACAGUCUGUACUGAACUUGGAUUAAGCGAAGGAGAAGAUAGACCUCAUGGGUACCUGGGUGUGAACACUAUUGCCCAUGAGCUUGGCCAUACGUUAGGGGCGGUGCAUGAUCAUACCCCCGAGUGCCCCUGGAAAGACGGGUAUCUCAUGAGUUACGAAGAUGGAGGACUCAAAAAAUUCCGGCUUUCGCCGUGUAGCGAGAGAAGCAUUAGGAAUUAUGUAAGUACAACACCACCGGAAUAG